Messenger RNA from Amorphotheca resinae ATCC 22711, 3647 nucleotides. RefSeq lists its product as hypothetical. NCBI's taxonomy places the organism in Eukaryota, Fungi, Ascomycota, Leotiomycetes, Helotiales, Amorphothecaceae. The transcript has a single exon. Bases 227 to 3598 code for a protein of 1123 amino acids. The record is from RefSeq and is a predicted model, not a curated record.
UGUCUACCCAUCUUCGAAAAAAAAAAAGAGAAGAGACACAUUAAUCGGAAAAGUGCGGUAGCGCGACGAAGACGAGGCUCGAGGGAGUCCUUGAAUGUGACAAUGAGCGCGAUACGAGCCAGUUGAGACCGAUACAUACGUUGACCCCACGCUCGCUCUCCCCCUCUCCUAGAAGAGUUGCAGAAUACACAUCACCACGGGCACCAAUUGUGAUUGCUGCUACAGAAUGUUUUCCUACCUCCGACCUCAUCGGCGCGCGCCUUCGACCUCUACAUCUCCAGCACCAGAACAGUCGCAUUCCUGGGAAGGAUCCCCACAUUCGACAUCCGAUUCCCGACGACAUCCAGAUACCCGAACGCCAGAAUCAUCAACAAAGAAACCCCCGCUCCCCCCUUCACUACCCCCAAUUGCGCGAGUGCCAUCUGAAGAACCAUUCUUUGACAUACCCGGCGGAGAUCUUUUUAAGGAGACGCAUGAGCGGGACCAAAAAGAGCAGAAUUCGGGCACAUCAAGCGGGAAUGCACGAGCACGAGAUAUACACACAUCCAGUAAUCACUCCAGAAUACCGGCUGCAGAGACGCAGAGACCACGGUCAGCAGAAGAUGCUGGCGCAGCGAAUCGUACGACUCUCCCGUCUUCAAGGUCACAGACUGGUAUGGAUCAGGAACCAAUACAAGGACAAAGGCCGGCGGAGUCUGAUCCUCCAUUUGCCACGGCAUCAGAUUCACGAAGCAAGACAAUAAUGGCAAGCAGACGACCAGCUGGCGCAAAGCUACCUACCCCUCCUUCUUCCGCUUCAAAUGCGACCUCGACAUUCGAGCCGGUGCAACCGCGAUCAGGGAAGAGGUUGAAUCUUCUGAAUCCAAUGGCCUUGCUUGCUCGCCGGAGGACGCACCAAUCUAUGCCCCCGCUUUCAGCGGAAUCUCUUGCAUCCGGCCGAAUAGGGGACAAUUUCAACGAUAAUUUUGAUCCGCGAAUCAAAGGAACUGUUGUACAUGAUUUCAGUGCUCCUAGGCCGAGAAAGAUCGUAUCUACCAACGAUCCUCGGAACGAAGGAAAUAAAACGAGCACCGCCAGCCAAUCUCAGAAAAGUCCGAAUGCUCUGCAAGAGGGGGUUGCCACGGACGAGGACGCGAGUGGGCCAUGGGCAAGUGGGAAUCACACGCCAGUCUUCACAGAAAACUUCGAAGAAGAACAGUAUCCAGCAGCUGGACCUCACGUACGGAAAGCCAACGAUUUGUCCGACCUUCCUAUGCCGAACCCUCCUUAUGCUCACGGCACUCAGAAAUCAAUUGAUCCAAACUUGAAAGCCGGAAGUAGCGACAAUGCAGAGGAGGAACUUCUCAAAAAUAUCAAUACAGAGAGACCAGUGCCAGAUAUUCCGCCUGCAGUACCUCCGAAGGCCGAGGCCAGACGAAUUUCGAUAGACCAGUCUUCUACACCACCAAAAUCUACACCGUCGAAGACAGCACGAUCUCGCAACGUCUCGGAAGUCUCUGCUAAGGAUGCAAUAAGCCUUGGCAUUCCAAGGCAUAUGAAGAGCACGUCAUCCAGAUUUAGUUUCGACAUGAUAGGCGCUGCUGAGCAAGAAAGGAUAUUAGAAGACAGACACCGCCAACGUGCUUUAGAAAAAGAAAACCAAAAAGCUAACGGUGGCGAACUUGAUGAUGAGUUUGAUGAUGAGUACAAUUAUGAUAACAUGGACGACGAUGAUGGUUUGGAAGAGAAGAUUCCCGGUGUAAACGCCGAUUAUGAUGAAGAAGACCCCCAGUUUUAUUUGGAGGAACAAAUACCUGGUGUCAACAUUGAUGCAGUAGAAGGGAACGAAGAGGCUCUGGAUGGAAACCAGAAUAUUGAGGGCUUUUCUUUCCAACAAACGCCGGCCGUGGCAUUGAGUCCAGGUAGUUCAGGGAUGGCCAGCACUCCACGUGAUGCAAAUGGAGAUGUUAUUGGUUUCGCCAUGACGAAGAACUCACCUACCCCUUCCGCGAAUGUUGAUGAGAAUCCCGGAACACGUCAAGCCUCCUCCACUUCUCCUCAAAAUUCAUCGCCGGGACCUGAUUCAGCGGCGAGCGGUUUAGGGAUUGAAGGUGUUGAUACAGGUAAUUUCGUGGGGGCAGGAACAGAGUUUCCGAAACCUGAAUCGACGAAUCCUGAGGCAACUGAGGUUCCACGCCCGUCUGUAAUUGACGACGAUGACCUCUACUUUGACGAUGGUACUCUCGAAGGUCCGGGAGAGGGAGCUCAAGGUGUCGAGUUCGACGAAUCAGUAUUUGAUAGGAUCGACACUGAUCGGUAUGGAAGGCCUCUGAAACCAUUCUCAUUACAACCAAUACAACCAACACUUUAUUCUCCGCCGACUUUACCGGCGGACCCAUUACCACUCCGGAAGGAGACAGUUGAAGCGGACGAUAAUAUAAAAACUUCUUCAGGAGAUGCUAUAUCACCAGGAAGCGGUUCUCCAAGAGGCACCUCAGCCUUGCAGCCUUCAACAGCAGGAAAUGGGCAUGAGCCUUCUGCUACACAACCAAGCAAUCUCACUCAGGAUAGUCUAGCCGCAUAUCAAUCAGCCCUCGCAGCCGCCGCAUUCAACGCUGCAGCCAAUGGGAAAUUUCGCCGUGAUAGCAAUAACACUCUUCCUUCUCCCUCAGAACACGAAGAUGCUCAUCCCGGACUCGUUUCCGACUCCAGCCGCACAUCCCAUUACGAACCGUUUUCUCCAAACUAUGAUUUUGAGGAUGACUUCGACUACGAUGACGCACUCGAAGAUGAUCCCAUCAUAGCGGCAGCUAACGCCGAAGCUCUCGCCAACGACAUGGACGGCUUCUACGGUCAAGAGUUCGGCUUCUAUUCCAUGCCUUCAGCUGGCGAAGCUGAGUAUGCGAAUGGUGGAUAUUUUGGACCUCGAGGCGUCGAGGGCAUAAACCGCAGCCAAAGUGGCCGAGUCGCCUCCAGAGAACCAAAUCUUACGCCAAUUACAGAACGCUCGGAAUACUCGAACCGCAAUUCCUUCAUGUCGUUGUCUCUGCAUGGAUCUGCACCGGUCGUUAGUCCAGGCCUGGCCCAGCUGGCGGGUAUGCCAGAAUAUGACGGCGAUAUGAGUCUCAAUGCUUUAUUGAAGUUGAGAAGAGGUGCGUGGGGUGGUAGUCAGGCCAGUUUGCAUAGCAGUACCGGCAGUCCUCGAAGUGCGGGAGGAGCAGAUGACUCGAGUCCUGUUGGGCAACUGCCUCCUUGGACACCUGGGGCUGCAGCCACACAUUCCACGGGAGGACAUAAGAGGCAGAAUAGCGGAUUCAGUGUCGCUGCUAGUGAUGUGCAGAGCGAGGAUAACUCUGCGCCGGCGAGUCCCACGUUGGCUACGGCUGUUUCCUCAUCUAGAGAUGAGAACAAGAGGCCAGUCAUGGAUGAUGCGCAGAAGGAGAAGGAGAAGGAGUUCAGGAAACAUCGACAUACGGGGAGUGCCGAAAGCAUUAGUUAUUCGAAGGAGGACGAUCCCCACUCCCCAACAGGUGAGAGAUGGAUUUUGGAAAGGAGACGGACUUCAGAACAUGGCGUUGAACUACUAGGGAGGGAAAUCGUGAGUGGCGGUACGAUAUAAAGAACAAAUUAAAGUUAAUGUUACACAUGCCCUCUGGGGACUUCGAGUG